AGUCCUGCAAGGGGACAAUUGAAGUCUGGUGUACAACCAAACUUAUACUGUAGAUCUACAGAGACAUCAUGAGAGCCACUGCAGCCGUCCUACUGGUCCACUGUCUCCUGGCCAUCAGUCAUGCAUGGGACUGUCAGGAGGUAGUAAACAUCAAGAAUCUGAUGCAGAUCGACGCAGGACUGGGACAAGUGGUUGCAACGGACACAAGUCAAAUCCCCUACUACCUGGUAGCUGAUAAAUGGAUCCGCCUGCCUGGUUCCCUGAAGCAUAUCACUGUGGGACCAGCAGGGAUCUGGGGUGUCAACAAGGGAGACUCAAUCUACAAGUAUGUGGCCGGUAACUGGGUGCAAGCUGCAGGCCUUCUGAAGCAGGUGGAUGCUGGGGGUGACCAGUUUAUUGUGGGGGCCAACAUGAACGAUACUCCAUUCUGUCUGACAAGUAGUGCCACAGUUGGCUACAAGGGUCCAGGCUCACCCCUUCCAUGGACAGGAUUGCCAGGAGCUGUGAAGUACUACAGUUGUGGACCCUUUGGGUGCUGGGCAGUCAACAACAAUGAUGAUAUCUUCUUAAUGAGUCUGAAUCAAGACUGCCAAAACAAGGGGUGGAGUCACAUUGACGGCAAGCUUUCCAUGAUUGAGGUGGCAACUGAUGGUAGUGUCUUUGGGGUCAACUCUUUGGGUGAUGUUUAUACCAGAGACGGCAUCACAGCCAGUAAACCAGAGGGCACUGGAUGGAGCAAUGUCCCAAUGUCCUUGCAAAUGAAGCACGUGACCUACGACCUGGGACAUCUUUGGGUCAUCUCCAAGUCUGGCGUCACCAUGGUGUGCACACGUUAGCCUCUCCUCCUGCUUGACAAUUGUGGACAGCAGUUCAUAACAAUCCUUCAUUCUAAAACGUAUUGCUUUAAACUAUACUUUAUCGAAUAGUUCACUGACUGUGUCGACAUGUUUUCAAACACAAUUGACAAGCAACAGCAUUUUAAAAAUGUCUUAAUCACUCCUUGAUCAACACUUCAAUAGAGCUUUGCCAUGGAUGUUAUUUGAUCGUAGUGUAAACUUGGGCAUGGGUUUUGCUGUGGUUCAGAGGUCAUCAAUAAGGGUGGAUGGAAUCCUUGUCAUUGCUUAUUAUCUCAUUAUAUAAUCAUUUAUAUCUUAUAUAAUUAUUUAAUCAUUUCCCGCUAAAAUAAAGCGUUCAGUUUGAAACCCA
Messenger RNA from Coregonus clupeaformis (lake whitefish), 1206 nucleotides. RefSeq names its product fish-egg lectin-like. NCBI's taxonomy places the organism in Eukaryota, Metazoa, Chordata, Actinopteri, Salmoniformes, Salmonidae. The record is from RefSeq and is a predicted model, not a curated record. The coding region runs from base 69 to 836 and encodes 255 amino acids. The transcript is spliced from 5 exons.